AAACAUACCACCAUACCAAAUGGAAAGGAAUAAUAAGCCAAAGCCAAUAAGGAAACAGAAAAAGGUCACAGAGAGCAGAAUCGGAAAAUGACGUGGGCAGCCGCAGCAAGUCGUUUCCAAAUUCCAGCAAUGGACGUUGCUGCCUUACGCAGCCGUGCUCCCUUAGCAUUCGGAGUUGGCUGUGUAUCAAUUGCUGGUGCAAAGUUUAGUGUGUCUUCACUAACUCAAUCAAAACCCUUUGCUUGCUUAAGCACUUCCACUAAUACCAGUAUAAAGGAGGCCGUUCACACUGAUAAGGCUCCGGCAGCACUAGGGCCAUACUCUCAAGCCAUCAAAGCUAAUAACUUUGUUUUCGUCUCUGGAUGUCUGGGUCUUAUUCCAGAGACUGGGAAAUUUGUCUCAGAAAGUGUGGAGGAUCAAACAGAGCAGGUUCUCAAGAAUAUGGGGGAGAUACUUAAAGAAAGUGGCGCUAGCUACUCCUCAGUUGUUAAGACAACUAUCUUGUUAGCUGAUCUGAACGACUUCAAGAAAGUGAAUGAGAUUUAUGCUAAAUGGAUAUCAGAGAGACUUGGCCUAAAACAUUUGAAGGUCUACUGGUUUGCACUUGCAUAUGUGACAAUUCGGAAGGUAGAAGUGAUUAGCAACCAUGAUUGUUUGUAAUGGACCAUAUGUACUCAGAUGACGUAAUAAAACUUUUUCAGCACUUGAUUGCUCUGCUUGUAUAUACUUUUGGUUUGUGCUAGCUAUGUUAGAAACCUCGGAAUUGAUGUUCUUUAGAAUAGGAAAAGUGACCAUAUAAUGUUCUGAACUCUCCAAGUCAAAGUGUAUGUAGAGUAUGGUCAUUUUUGUUGUUAGUGAUAGUUGGAAUUGCUAAUUUCUGAGAAGAAACUAUACCGAAGCAAGAAAGAGCAGAAAGUAAUCAAAGCCUGUUUUGCAUGCAAGAGAAGGAAAUACAGUAUUAAAUACUUGUCCACUUUAUAGACUAAAACUAGCACUUUAUAAAGAAUGUCUGCUUUAGCAUGUUACUUCAUGUAUUCAAUACGAUGUGAGAAUACGUAACUCUAACGUAGCUAUUUGCAGAUUUCCCAUCUCCUGCACCAGCUCGGGCAACUUAU
Molecule: messenger RNA, 1115 nt
Organism: Lycium barbarum (goji berry)
Lineage: Eukaryota; Viridiplantae; Streptophyta; Magnoliopsida; Solanales; Solanaceae
Product: reactive Intermediate Deaminase A, chloroplastic-like
Exons: 7
Coding region: 88-660 (190 amino acids)
Cellular component (GO): cytosol
Molecular function (GO): deaminase activity
Source: RefSeq, a predicted model, not a curated record